UUAGUGUGCACACACUUUUAGGGGCGAAAAAGAAAACAAUUGUUGAUUUUGUUUACAAAUAUUGGUUAAAAAGUUGUAAAAUGCAAGCUGAUAUUAAUAAUGUUUCCCGGGACUAUGCCAAGAUCCUGCAGAGCGCCGACCUGGAGAAGGAGAUAAACCCACUGUGCACGAAUAUAGAUGAUAUGAUGACCAGAUUAGAUGAGUUUGAAACUUUGCUGGGUUCGGUGCGCGCCGAGUCCAAUGGAAUGAUGGCCAAUAAUGUGUGCAGUAUCCUGGGAUUCGGAGACAGUUUCGAGCAGUUAAAAACUAGAAUCGAUGGUCUGGAGCAAUUUGUGGGUGCUGUUAGUGCAAAUUUGUUAGAAGUCGAGAGAAAUGUGGAUAUAGCUGAGGAGGAACUCCAUGUCACGGACUAUAGCCUCAAAGGCCUUCUCCUAAAACCCCUGAAAGCCAAGUUGAGUGCCAGCGAUUCCGCAACAUCCAACUCUCUGCCGCGAUCCAACCUUAUCGAAGAGGAAUAUCAACCUGUGGAGAUCUACAAAUCCGAUGAUUACUUCGGAAAAUCUCAAGAUGAAGCAGUAGAGGAGAAGGAACUAACUAGUUAGUUAACUCCGAUUUAGUAAGUAAUUAGAAAGAAAUAUAGUUUGCUUAAGCUGUUACAUUGAACUAUCAUUAUCGAAAAUAUUAAAUACCAUUUUGAGAUCUGGCUAUUUCCUGAACUCUCUGCCUUUAUAAAAUCCAAAUAUAUUUUUAUAAACUUU
Molecule: messenger RNA, 758 nt
Organism: Drosophila subpulchrella
Lineage: Eukaryota; Metazoa; Arthropoda; Insecta; Diptera; Drosophilidae
Gene: Blos4
Product: biogenesis of lysosome-related organelles complex 1 subunit 4
Exons: 2
Coding region: 81-602 (173 amino acids)
Cellular component (GO): BLOC-1 complex
Source: RefSeq, a predicted model, not a curated record